AUGCUCAUGCUCGGAGAGUGCGAGAAACUCCUCGGCGAUGGUCUCCUACGUUUACCCAAGAAACACAACUACCGCUAUGGUCCUGCGGCCGAGAAGGAUCUACUAGAGCUUCUAUUCCGAUCGCUCGUGGGAUACGACAGUGAGCUCCUCCAAGGGCUUUUCCCAGAAGGUCUUCCGCCAGGACCAUGGAAACUAGCAGAAGCACAAGGUGCCCGGGAAGGCGCAGAAUACAGCGAGGCGGCCAGGGGCAAGCGCUGCGGUCAUAUCUUCCGAGCUGGGGAAGCCACAUAUCGGUGUGUGACGUGCGCUGCGGACGACACCUGCGUGCUGUGCAGUCGGUGUUUUGACUCGUCCGAUCAUACGGGUCACCAAUAUCAGAUUUCGCUCUCAUCCGGGAACUGUGGCUGCUGUGACUGUGGGGACGACGAGGCAUGGAGGCUUCCGCUUUUCUGUGCGAUCCAUACCGAUAGCGGCAAUGCCAAGGGCAAGGAGCGCGCGCAGAAAGAAUUGCCUUCUGAUCUCGUUGCUGCGAUCCGUAUGACGGUGUCGCGUGCAUUGGACUAUUUCUGUGAUGUCAUUUCUUGCUCGCCAGAGCAAUUGCGCUUGCCAAAGACGGCUGAAGCGAUCAGGCAGGACGAGGUCGAGUCUCGCUUGCGCCCUGGACGCUAUGGUGAUGGCGACGAAGAGCAGGAAGAUGCUGAAUUCGCAGUCUUACUCUGGAAUGAUGAAAAGCAUACCAUGCGUGACGUGUCCCAUCAGGUAACUCGGGCCUGUCGAGAAAGAGAUAGCUUCGGCAUUGAUCGUGCUCAGGAAACCAACGAUUUCGGCCGCAGUGUGAUCAAGUACUCCAAGGACGUGGAUAGAUUGAUGAGCGUUUCGAAGAUCAUCGAAGAUAUCAAGGUCACUGUCACAGUACGAUCUUCGCGUGACACGUUCCGUGAACAUAUGUGUGCUACGAUAGUAGAGUGGUUCGCUGAUAUCGCCGGCUGCGAGAUUCUCGACGACAACGAGAUACUCCGACACAUCAUUUGCGAGGAAAUGCUUUCUCCCUGGCAGAAGGGCAGCGGUGGCUAUAAUGAAGAUAUUGGCAUGCAGGGCAUUGACGACCACCAGAGGACCGAAAACCUCCCAAGUCGUACAUUACUGAUCAAUCUACCCACUCAUGGUCAGGUCAUUGUGACUGCUGAUGAAGACGAUCUUCUCGAGGAUGACGUGAUUGAUCAAGAUGAAGAGGAGGAUGAAGACUAUGUUGAGGCGCAAGACGCCGAUGACGAGGAAGAUGACGAGAUGGAAUUGGAACUCAACCGUCUGCAGGCCGAGCAGGAUGGCCAGGAUGACGACGAGGACAUGGACCUGGGUCCUGAGGCCGAUCUUGCACGGAUCCUUGCUGGCCUCAAUGGUCAACCAAUGCCGGCUCCUCGACCAGCACCCGCUGAGCCCGCAGAUCGCCCACUGACUGACCGCGAACAAUCGGUUUCUGGGAGCCCUGCUCCCGAGUCAGGCCCUCCUGGUUACAUUCCUAUUCCCAAAACGCCUGGUCCUGCCUACAGCAGGCUGAAGCGAUCAUCCACGGAAAGUCACUGGAAGUCUCAACCACCCAUGCCCACACCAGAUGAAAAUUUACCACCCCACGAGGAUCUGUGGCAACGCACUCGCUUAGACUUCCUAGUGCUCUAUGACCUUCGGUUAUGGAAGAAGACACGAACUGAUCUACGCGAUCUUUAUAUCAGCACUGUUGUCAACGUCCCUCAAUUCAAGCGGAUCAUGGGUCUUCGUUUAUCUGCACUUUACACAGCUCUGGCGCAGUUGUAUCUCAUUGCAGACAGAGAGCCGGAUCAUUCGAUCGUCAAUUUGUCACUGCAACUUCUUACGACCCCCUCCAUCACCGAAGAGAUUGUCCUCCGAGGGAACUUCUUGACAAAGGUGAUGUCAAUCCUUUAUACCUUCUUGACAACAAGACAAGUUGGCGAACCCUCAGAGGUUGACUCACAAGCCACCUUGGCAUUUGAUGCUGGCUCAGUCACAAACAGACGCUUGUAUCACUUCUUCCUCGACCUGCGAUAUCUUCUCCAGUCUGAAUAUGUCCAGCAUCGUGUUCGGACCGAGGAACAAUAUCUUCCUCAGUUCCUUGACCUUGUCAAAUUGUCACAGGGAAUAUGUCCUAACGUUCGCGCCGUCGGCGAACACGUUGAAUACGAAACGGAUUCUUGGAUUAGUGCCUCUAUCCUCAUGCGGGAGAUUAACCGUCUGUGCCGCCAGUUCUGUGAGGCCUUCCGUAACCCUGAGAUUGACAAUGGCGUCAACCUUCUCAGAGCGAUUGAGACCACCGCCGCCUCCGCCAUUGUGCACUCUACUGGUCUCGAACGUCAGCGGUUCGACCAGGCCGAGAUCAAGGACGACCUUAAGUUCAAGUUGCUGCAGCCGUUCGACUUCGAAUAUUCGCCUUCUGGCCACGUCAUUUGUCACCGAGUGGUCGAAUUUGUGGUGGAACGCGGAUCCAUCAGUUUCCACCAUGCACUCCACUACACAUUGUCGUGGCUUGUUGAGUGCGGGCGGAACAUAAGCAGCGAGACGAUGCGUAGCGCCUUGUUGAAUGCUGGCGCCCAAGCGCAAGAGUAUAUCCGCACUGUCAAGGCUAGCCCUACUAGCGGCUCCCCUACUAGCGGCUCCGAUGCCGUCCUUGUUUCCCUAGGGCCCGAAGAUCUGCUGCUUGUCAUGUUUGACUAUCCUCUCAGAGUUUGCGCCUGGCUAGCCCAGAUGAAGGCUGGAAUGUGGGUUCGCAAUGGCCUCAGUCUCCGCCACCAAAUGUCGCAGUAUCGCGGUGUCUCUUCCCGUGAUUUUGCCUACUAUAGGGACAUCUUCCUGCUCCAGACUGCUCUUGUGGUUUGCGAUCCCAGCAGAGUUCUCGCAACGAUUGCUCACCGUUUCGGCAUGGUCGAAUGGAUGGCUCGGAAUUACAUGCCCCGCCCUGGCUACGAGGAUUCGCAGCUCGUGGACGUUGCCGAGGAAUUUGUUCACUUAUUGGUCAUCCUAUUGACUGAUAGGACAUCUCUCACGGCUAUCGAUGACAGCACACAUUUGACCCACGAGAACAUCAAGCGUGACAUUGCUCACGUUCUGUGCUUCAAGCCCCUUUCUUUCUCGGACCUCUCCACCCGCCUUAGCGACAAGCUAUUGGACUCCGAUAUGUUCCAAGACGUGCUCGAGGACGUUGCGAACUUCCGCCCCCCCGAGGGCUUGAGUGACUCUGGAACCUUUGAGUUGAAGCCUGAACACUUAGAUCUCAUUGAUCCUUACAGCGCACAUUACACAAAGAACCAAAGAGAUGAAGCAGAGAACAUUUAUAAGGAAUGGAUGGCGAAGAAGACUGGCAAGAAUGCUUCUGACAUAGUAUUCGAGCCAAAGCUUCAUCCUAUCAGCUCCGGCAUGUUCUCCGAUCUUCCCCGAUUUGCUGGAACUAUGCUCUUCGCGCAGAUCGUACACCAAUGCCUGGAGUAUGUCGUUUCGUCUAAGGAGUGCACGCCAAGCAUCCCACCUACCCGUGUCGAAACUUUCCUCCAGGUGAUCCUGCACCUCAUCUUGGCUGCGGUACUGGAAGAUAAUUCCGAGGAGAAUGAUAGGGUAGAGGAUCACUCCAAUUCAUUCAACUGGAAUGCUCUGUCCAAGGCCCGACAGAUUAAGGCAGGCAAUCUGACUAUCGUCGGACUGUUGGAAAAGAUCUCCACCGCGACCGAUUUCUCAGGCUCUGGUCCUAAGAUCCGUCACAUUCUGAAACGUCUGUGGCAGAAGCGACCUCGUACAUAUUCUUCUGCAACCGCCGCUCUUCGAUUCCCAUUCGACCGCAUUGACACCAACUCUCCUGCAAUCGACCUGGACAAUGACAAGGAGACCAAGAAAAAGCAUGCAUUAGAGCGACAGGCUAAGGUCAUGGCUCAGUUCCAGGCCCAGCAACAACAAUUCUUGACGAACCAGCAGGGUAGCUUUGAUUGGGGCGAAGAGGAUUUCAGCGACAUGGACUCCGAUACAGACGCCGCGCCAGAGAAGAAGACAUGGAAAUAUCCCAGUGGAACUUGUAUUCUGUGCCAGGAAGAGACAAAUGACUCCAGACUAUAUGGUACAUUUGCCUUGCUCCAGGAUAGCACAAUUCUCAGACAGACCGACAUUCGGGACUCUGAUAGAAUUCGAGAGGUUCUCAAGACACCCUCAAGUCUCGAUCGAUCAGCGGAGGAAAUUCGGCCAUUUGGUAUCUCCGGCGAAAAUCGCACCACGAUAAAGCGACUGGAUUCCGCUGGUGGUGAAGUCAUCAGCGAGAAGAUUGGCCUGAGCAAAGGGUUCACCUCAAAGAGCACUCUUCGCGGUCCUGUGACCACUGGCUGCGGACACAUCAUGCAUUACUCUUGUUUCGAGCAAUACUAUUCAGCGACCCAGAAGCGCCACACCCAGCAGAUUGCGCGCCAACACCCUGAAAAUACUGCUCUUAAGGAAUUUGUCUGCCCUCUGUGCAAGGCACUUGGAAAUACCUUCUUGCCCAUCACUUGGAAGGGCAAGGAAGAGUCUCCUCUGGUUCCACUCAGCCCAAAUGACUCGUUUGAUCAGUGGAUUAGUUCCGGUCUGAAGCAUUCGCUGCACCAACAGCAGAAUAUGACGGUCCUUAUGGAGAAGGACAAAGUCAAUUCCCAGCCAUACACUGACCUCUUCAUUGAAUAUCUCUCCAAAAAUCUGGUUCUUCCCCUCUCAACGAAGAUCGAUCAACUGAUGGCAUCAUCUUUCCCCGCAAGCGCUGCUGCACAGUAUAUAGCAUCUGCCCGCAUGCCUAUGCCAGGUAUCUUCCCUCCUUCUGACGAUUUGGCGCCCUCAAGCCCUCUCCAACAGGCGUCAAGUCCCUCCGAUAGCUCCAUGGCCGAGUUGCUACAGAUCUACAGGCGUAUGAAGAAGACCCUGAAGAUGAACAGCGUCGGCUCCGCGUUCAACAACACUGCCGAGGCCAACAACGGUGAAGAUCUUGUCCAUACCGAUUCUCUGAUCCGCAGCUUUGGCUUCAGCAUUGCUGCUGUCGAGAUUGCACAGCGUGGUAUCGAGUCCGACCCUGGCUCCACUUUGUUGGAUAAGAUCCCGCCGAUGACACUGACGCAUCUGCGCGUUCUGUCAGAGACUGCAUUGACUUACGCCGCUGUUGGGUGUCUUCACUCAACGUCAUCAUCAAAGACCCGCCCUACCACAGAGUUCCAGGAAAUGCAUCGACAGAAAAUUUGCCAGCUGCUUGUCGGUCAUCCCUUCUUGAGUGGAACUGCACUACUGAACGAUGUCCGUAACAUUGAGCCACUACUUGCUGUCGACACAUUUGUGUUCCUUGCGGAAUCUUCUUUGUCAUUGCUCCCCGUUCUUCACAUUGACAUCCGCCAUCUUGUGCAAAUGUGUUUCGUGGCUGAGAUUGUCAAGGUUGCCGUCACCUUCAUUCUUUGGCCCGUUGGACUGAAAGAAGAGCUUCUGAAGCACCCCGAGGAUCAGUAUCUCACUAAUCUCACGCAAGAAAAACUCGGAGUGACCAAGCAGUUCUUUGACUCCAUCGUUGCCGAACUUAAGGCGAACUCUGUUGGCCGCGCUGAAGGCUCCUCGUUCCCCGCCGAGAGUGGCUAUGUCAAGGAUGGCGAAGAAACUGCGACGCCCGCCGUGAUUGGCGCUUUCCGCCGACUUGUCACAAGCUAUGGCCUGACGUUCCUGCGCAAGGCAGUCAUUCUUCUCCACGUGCAGCACGGCGUAGAGUUCCCGAACACUGGCUUUGACGUCGAGUUGCCCGAGCUUGAGCGCCUUACCAAGGCACUUCAACUUCCAUCUAUCGACGAGAUUCUCAUGUCCGUCAAGCCCGCACGCAAGAGCAACAGUCCCUUUGAUGCUGUUAUCUCGGGGUGGAUCUUCCACUGGAACGCGUCACGCUCCGGUAUCCGCUUCGAAGACCAUAGACUCUGGCCCAGCUUGCCCCACCCCGCUAUCUUCGAGCUCGUCGGGUUGCCAAUGUACUUUGAUAGCCUGAUUGAAGAGGCGAACCGUCGACGUUGCCCCACCACCAGGAAGGAAAUCACUGAUCCUAGCAUCUGUCUGUUCUGUGGAGACAUUUUCUGCUCCCAGGCAGUAUGCUGCAUGUCUAACAAGAUUGGUGGCUGUAACCAGCAUCUCCAAAAAUGCGGCAAGAACAUCGGUCUGUUUAUCAACAUUCGCAAAUGCACAGUCCUGUAUCUUCACAACUCAAUUGGAUCAUGGCACUACGCUCCCUACCUCGACCGCCACGGCGAAGUCGACCCCGGUCUCCGUCGCAAUCGCCAGCUUAUUCUCAACCAGAAGCGAUACGACCGGCUCUUGCGCGAUGUUUGGCUGUCCCACUCUAUCCCUGCUACGAUCAGCCGUAAACUGGAGUCGGAGAUUAACAACGGCGGAUGGGAGACUAUUUAA
Messenger RNA from Penicillium olsonii, 6447 nucleotides. Lineage: Eukaryota; Fungi; Ascomycota; Eurotiomycetes; Eurotiales; Aspergillaceae. The record is from the annotation of a GenBank genome assembly.